CAGCCAUGCUCAGAGUGAGGUGCAUGAGUGCAUGCGUCCACACCAGCCAUGCCCACGCAACAGCUGCCGGUGGUGUUGGUGGUGGCAGCGGCACUGGUUGCUUUCAUCACUGCCAGUGGGGCAGAGGUGAACAAAGGGAAUGGCCUGAGAAAGCCGGUGUGUAGAGAGAUGGUGGAGCUGCAGGCCUGCCCCCUCCUGCACUUGCCUGUCUGUGGGACUGAUGGGAACACCUAUGCCAAUGAAUGCCAGCUCUGUGUGCAGCAAAUGAGAACCAGGCAAGACAUCUGGAUUUUGAAAGAUGGGGACUGUCAAGACAUCUGAGCUUUCCUGAGCCCAGAAACAGGUGAUUAAUUGAUCCUGUAUGCUCUGUACUGAUUGCGCGUUAAAGUUAGCAAAGGUUAAUAAUAAAAUGAUGGGCACAGUCUUA
Pezoporus flaviventris is the source of this 427-nucleotide messenger RNA. It is a transcript of the gene SPINK4, whose product is annotated as serine peptidase inhibitor Kazal type 4. Gene Ontology annotation, molecular function: protein binding. The transcript has 4 exons. The coding region runs from base 49 to 321 and encodes 90 amino acids. The record is from RefSeq and is a predicted model, not a curated record. NCBI's taxonomy places the organism in Eukaryota, Metazoa, Chordata, Aves, Psittaciformes, Psittacidae.